Messenger RNA from Nerophis ophidion (straightnose pipefish), 4072 nucleotides. RefSeq names its product calcium binding protein 7b (gene cabp7b). Bases 592 to 1233 code for a protein of 213 amino acids. The record is from RefSeq and is a predicted model, not a curated record. Gene Ontology annotation, molecular function: calcium ion binding. Lineage: Eukaryota; Metazoa; Chordata; Actinopteri; Syngnathiformes; Syngnathidae. The transcript has 9 exons.
AUUUACCCGGAAGUAAGGGAAACCAGGAAGCCCCGUGCAGAAGUAAAACCAAAGACACGCAAACUGUGCCAAUAAAGACAACAAAGGAGGAAAUAAGCGUCCAUCAGCUGCUGUGACAGAGUUAAUCAGUAAUUAGACUAUGGAGUGGUUAUUUUCGCGAGAUGCAAGUGAACUUGGACCGUAGAUGGCGUGAAGGACGAUCUGAAACAUCCCACAGCAGCCUGUGGUUGACUGUCUGCUGACGCCAUCAGUGGAGCAGUCUGAGGUUAAAGGGGAGGUCAGGGCGGAAUUAUGCUGUUGACCCUGCUCAAACUGACCAUCUGUCCGACGUUUCCCGCAAAGGAGCCUGUGUGGUUGCUCCGUGCAGCCAAGUGCCAGCUGAAUCUUUCAUCCCCUCCAGAAGGAAAAAAGAAAAACAUGCAAAACCAACGCUAAAGUUGCAAUUGACGUGGAUUAUUUUUAAUUAUUUUUGGGGGGGGGGGGUGGAAGGAUUUUUUUUUGCGUGAAAGAGCCAGGAGGGGAAAAGUGCGCGGAGGAAGCAUCCAGGCUAUAUGAGGAUCGGCACACGCUGGUCGGUUCCCCCACGCAGAGAUGCCCGUGCGCGCUGUGACCACCAGGUUCAUGUACAAGGGACUGUGCACCAUCCCGGAUGUCCUCACCUACCGGACCCCGGUCAACCUGCCGGAGGAUGAGGUGGAGGAGAUCCGCGAGGCGUUCAAAGUGUUCGACCGGGAUGGGAACGGCUUCAUCUCCAAGCAGGAACUGGGCAUGGCCAUGCGGUCCCUGGGCUAUAUGCCCAACGAGGUGGAGCUGGAGGUCAUCAUCCAAAGACUGGACAUGGACGGGGACGGCCAGGUGGGCUUCGACGAGUUCGUCACCUUGCUGGGUCCCAAACUGUCAGCAGCCGGGAUGCCGGAUAAGUUCCACGGGGCGGACUUUGACUCUGUGUUUUGGAAGUGCGACAUGCAGAAACUGACGGUGGACGAGCUGAAGAGGCUCCUCUACGACACUUUCCGGGACCACCUAACCAUGAAGGACAUCGAGAACAUCAUCAUGACCGAGGAGAGCCACCUGAACAGUCCGGAGUCCCACGUGGACAUUGACACCAGCCCCACGCAGCAGGAGAAACACACCUGCGUGCGUAAAAGUCUGAUCUGUGCCUUCGCCAUCGCUUUCAUCAUCAGCGUCAUGCUCAUCGCCGCCAAUCAGAUGCUCCGACGAGGGAUGAAGUGAAUGUUCCGAGCGUUUUUGCGAUAAACCAAAUAUCUUUUCUGUCUCUCCACGUUUCCGACUUUUCACCAGCUUCCUGAGAACAAAUGAUGUCAGACGGUAAAAAAAAUGGAGAGUAACUUCACGAUCCAAUGCAAUACAGAGUCAAUUAUUCUCUUAUUUAUGAUACUUAAUUAAAAUGUUGGGGCUUUAACACAGCUCAACUUAUGGAGGUGCCGGAUUUAUUGUUAAAAAAAAAACAUGAUGCAAGGAAUAAAAAGGAUAUUAUUGAAAAAUUAUUAAAACACUCAAUCAGCACAAAAAUGUGUAAAUUUAAAAAAAAAAGCAAUAAAACUCCAAUUGCCUAAGUGUAAAAUUUGGACGUACAAAAUAAUUGAAUGAGCCCAUGGUUUAUGAAGGCUAUUACAUAAAUAAAAUACGUACAGUACAGGCCAAAAGAUUGGACACACCUUUUCAUUCAAAGCGUGUUCUUUAUUUACAUCUUAGAUUGUCACUGAAGGCUUUCUGCUCUCCCAAUCUGUGGACGCUCUCCCUGACCACCUGAGGGCACCACAGACUGUUAAUGCUGUUAAAAAAAGGCUUAAAAAAACGUUUUUUUUUCUAUCCCCUCUUAAUAAGCAAAUAAUAUUAUAAAUACAUUUAAUAAAGUCAAAUUUAAAUAAGUCAACAAGAGAACUUUUUGAUUUUCACUGAAGGCUUUCUGCUCUCCCAAUUCGUGGAAGCUCUCCCUGACCACCUGAGGGCGCCACAGACUGUUAAUGCUGUUAAAAAGGCUUAAAAAAUACUUUUUUUUCCUAUCCCCUCUUAAUAGGCAAAUAAUAUUAUAAAUACAUUUAAUAGAGUCAAAUUUAAAUAAGGCAACAAGAGAAGUAUCCUACACUUCUCUUUUGUAAAGUAAAUCUGAACAACCGAUACGGGCAUCUACAUCAACUAUAUGAUUUGCCUGAGAAGCUGGACAGGACCAAAACAUUUAAAAAUAUAUAUUUUUUAAUUUAAAAAAAAAGAAGGCCUUUUUUUUUAGAUGUAUGCAUACUAGUUGUAGCUAUGAGGCUGUUGUAGUUUUUAUUUUUAUUCAUUUUUCUUUUUCGUUUUCUUUUUACUUGUUUAAUACACUGCAGCACUCUGAGGUUGUUUACUUAAUACUUAAUACUAACAUUAUUAUUAUUAUUAACAAAACUAUGAAAGGUGAAAAAGCUGAAAACAUGUUUUAUAUUCGAGUUUUUUUCCAAAAUAGCCACCCUUUGCUCUGAUCACUGCUUUGCACACUCGUGGCAUUCUCUCCAUGAGCUUCAAGCACAACUGUGAAGUGAAAAACAUUUCAGGUGACUUCAAUCAAUGCAAUCAAUCAAUGUUUAUUUAUACAGCCCCAAAUCACAAAUGUCUCAAAGGACUGCACAAAUCAUUACGACUACAACAUCCUCGGAAGAACCCACAAAAGGGCAAGGAAAACUCACACCCAGUGGGCAGGGAGAAUUCACAUCCAGCGGGACGCCAGUGACAAUGCUGACUAUGAGAAACCUUGGAGAGGACCUCAGAUGUGGGCAACCCCCCCCCCCCCCCCUCUAGGGGACCGAAAGCAAUGGAUGUCGAGCGGGUCUAACAUGAUACUGUGAAAGUUCAAUCCAUAGUGGCUCCAAGACAGCAGCGAGAGUCCCGUCCACAGGAAACCAUCUCAAGCGGAUCAGCAGCGUAGAGAUGUCCCCAACCGAUACAGGCGAGCGGUCGAUCCUGGGUCCCCACGAGCGGUCCAUCCUGGGUCACGACUCUGGACAGCCAGUACUUCAUCCAUGGUCAUCGGACCGGACCCCCUCCACAAGGGAGUGGGGGACAUAGGAAAAAGAAAAGAAGCGGCAGAUCAACUGGUCUAAAAAGGAGGUCUAUUUAAAGGCUAGAGUAUACAGAUGAGUUUUAAGGUGAGACUUAAAUGCUUCCUCUUGAAGCCCAUCCAGAGAAUGCCAAGAGUGUGCAAACUAGUAAUCAGUUAUUUCACCUGUAUUUUAUUUAUUUUCAUGACUAUUUACAUCGUAAACCUUUUCCGGUGACUACCUCUUGAAGCUCAUCCAGAGAAUGCCAAGAGUGUGCAAAAAAGUGAUCAAAGCCAAGGGUGGCUAUUUUGAAAAAACUAGAAUACAAAACAUGCUUUCAGUUAUUUUUUCCUUUUUUUGUUAAGUACAUAACUCCACAUGUGUUCAUUCAUAGUUUUGAUGCCUUUAGUGACAAUCUACAAUGUAAAUAGUCAUGAAAAUAAAGAAAACCCACGUGUGUCCAAACUUUUGGCCUGUACUAUAUAUAACGAAGUUGAAUGUAUAUCAAGAAUGAAUGUUAAAGGGUUUCUAAAUACUUUUCUAAAUGUGUUAUUCUACUUGACAAACAGUGAGCCCACAUUUCGCUCCACUCAUUUUGCACUUUUCUACACGGUACAGUGGAACCCGUUUAUGUCGGAUUUGGCCGGCGGACGUCAACAUAAGCGGUUGGCGACUUAACCCAUUUACUUGCACAUUGCACUUGUCUUGACUUUGGCCGGUGAGGGACUUAAGUUUGAUAUUUUUAUUAUUUUUAGUCAUUUGUUAUAAUUGUUGGAAUUGGCCGUGUCUAAAUUGCGGCCUCGCGACACGUCGGCGGAAAAAAAAAAUUACUUUAAAAUAUAGGAAAAAGUAGCAAAAAUACGUGUUGUAAUGAGAAAAAAGCUGAGAAUUUGAUACAAAAUGUUAAAAGUAAGUACUUUGAUAUGUUCUUUAAAGGCCUACUGAAAUUAGAUUUUCUUAUUUAAAAGAGGAUAGUAGGUCCAUUCUAUGUGUCAAACUUGAUCAUUUCGCAAUAUUGCCAUAUUUUUGCUGAAAGG